This is a messenger RNA of Haliotis rufescens (red abalone), 3613 nucleotides long. RefSeq lists its product as uncharacterized. The transcript has 3 exons. The record is from RefSeq and is a predicted model, not a curated record. NCBI's taxonomy places the organism in Eukaryota, Metazoa, Mollusca, Gastropoda, Lepetellida, Haliotidae. Bases 2703 to 3326 code for a protein of 207 amino acids.
UUUAUCACCAUUAUACGCAUAGAUUAUUCAGAUUCUGAUCAUGUGAACAGUUUAUAGCACUUCUUUGAAAUGCUUUCGUUACAGCUGUGAAUAUAAGUAAAGUUUCAUAAUCCAUCAUUCAGUUGUCAGGGAAAUGCAACGAUCUAUUACGGCUUGAUAUAUAAUGUGUUAACAUAUCUUUAAUUAAAAUAGUCCAGAUAAAAAGGGUUUAAAACGACAGACAGGGAGUCAUGUCUGGUCACGUGAUUUAUUAUCACGUGACCCAAACCGCCAAGCAUGCCCUACAACGCGCGUUUCCCAAGCCUUUGAACCAUCUUAUGCAAUGGCGUGGAUUAAUGUGCAAGGGGAUAUCUUUUCGAGUGAAGACGUGUGGAUUCUUUCACUGAAUAGCGGUCUAUUACUUGACAUUCUUUGGAUGAGAAGCCCUUGCAACAUAUGACGGCCUGCAAGUAUAUGAGAGCGUGCAGCAUGAGUCAUCUUCUCGGAGCAUGUACAACAUUGUAUAACACAGUGCAUGGAGUGGGGGUCAUAGUAUUCCGGGAGGGUUACAAGGUCGCGUUCUUAUAGCGGUUGUCAGUUGGCAUUUUACGCUGGUGAUUUUUUUCAUUGUGCUAAAGAUAAAUCACAAGUGGGUAUGCACAUUUGUUUUUGCUCUUCAGCAAAUUUUCAACGAAGUGUGGGGGCAAUUUCGUAGCGUUGAAGUUUACCUUUGGAGUAGUCUCGGGUUCGAUUCCCAAAAUAGAUGCAUGCAAGAUGUAAAACUCGUUGUUGCUGUUCCCGACCGGGAUAUUAGUAAAGCGGCUCAAAACUAUAUUCACUCAUUUCAGCGACAUGCAACUUGGGUCUAUAUGACAAACCACUGUUUACAAACGGCCGUAGCUAUUAUAUGUGAUACCCGUGAGGUCAGACCUAAGUGACUUGGUUGAUGCAUGCCACCCGACAUCGCAUCCAAUUUGCGUAGAUCGAUGCUCAUGAUGUCAAUCACUGAAUUGUCUGGUCCAGAUUAUCUACGGGCCGCCAUCAUAUGGCUGAGCGUUGUGGUAAACAACAAACAAACAAAACGACAGUCACGGUGGUCAUGUGCAGUAUUAAUACAGAACCGGGCCGCGACUAAACACAUUGGGUGUAACACAUCUUUAAACAGUAUUACAGUAUUUUCACGAUGUGUCAGGGUUUUUUUGUUAUGGGGGAAAGCUCAAAAUAACGCAGCUUGUACACGUGUACCAGGUGAAACGCCACUAUACAAACCUAAUUGACUUUAUGUUCGAAGACACCUAUUACACCUUGUAGUUCCCUUGGUACGCGAGAAGCAACACUCAUUCUUUUGGACCGACAUGUUUCACUGAAAGUGCAGAAUAGAUUGUUUGUAAAGAGACAUGAAUGCACGCAGUGGUCUGUAGACACCAGGGUCAGUACCCUCGAAAAAAGAAAUAGGACCCGUUAACGUAGGAUAUCAGUGAACCUGGUUUAUCAAGAUAUGAGUUAAAGCUACAGGGCAAAAGGUACGGUGGGGCAUGUUGCCAUACAAUGGAUACAUUAGCAGUUUGUUGCACCUGAUGACUACGCGAGGGACUCCGCAAGGCUGUGUAUACGUUACAUUUGGAGACUAAUGUACAGUUCAGUUCUUGUCUACAACGUAUAUCUUGUUGAAACCAGCGGGUAAGCAUGUCUAAAUGUUUCGGGAUUUCUAUUCAUAUGUUCACUUGUAUGUCCGUAUUUUAAAAUGGUUGGUAUAUCCACCCUUCUGUAAGAUUGUUGGUAUAUCCAUCCUUCUGUACAAUUGUUGGUAUGUCCAUCCUGUAAGAUUGUUGGUAUAUCCAUCCUUCUGUACAAUUGUUGGUAUGUCCAUCCUGUAAGAUUGUUGGUAUGUCCAUCCUUCUAUAAGAUUGUUGGUAUAUCCAUCCUUCUGUAAGAUUGUUGGUAUAUCCAUCCUGUAAAAUUGUUGGUAUGUCCAUCCUGUAAGAUUGUUGGUAUGUCCAUCCUGUAAAAUUGUUGGUAUGUCCAUCCUGUAAGAUUGUUGGUAUGUCCAUCCUUCUAUAAAGUUGUUGGUAUGUCCAUCCUGUAAAAUUGUUGGUAUGUCCAUCCUGUAAGAUUGUUGGUAUGUCCAUCCUUCUGUAAAAUUGUUGGUAUGUCCAUCCUGUAAGAUUGUUGGUAUGUCCAUCCUUCUGUAAAAUUGUUGGUAUGUCCAUCCUGUAAGAUUGUUGGUAUGUCCAUCCUUCUGUAAAAUUGUUGGUAUGUCCAUCCUGUAAGAUUGUUGGUAUGUCCAUCCUGUAAAAUUGUUGGUAUGUCCAUCCUUCUGUAAAAUUGUUGGUAUGUCCAUCCUGUAAGAUUGUUGGUAUGUCCAUCCUUCUGUAAAAUUGUUGGUAUGUCCAUCCUGUAAGAUUGUUGGUAUGUCCAUCCUUCUGUAAGAUUGUUGGUAUGUCCAUCCUUCUGUAAGAUUGUUGGGAUGUCUAUCCUUCUGUAAGAUUGUUGGGAUGUCCAUCCUUCUGUAAGAUUGUUGGUAUGUCCAUCCUUCUAGUCGUCUCUGGGUUGCUGAAGACAUCUUCUGUACCCGGAUCUUCACGGGUCUAGAGACUACGUGAACUUCCUAAAUAAAUGUACUCAAUCAAGCCGAAACAAUGACGUACAAUUACAGCGCUACACUGAAGAAAUCUAGACUUGCCAAAGUAUUGUAUACUUUUGUUUCAGGGUCUGUAUGAGGGAUGAGCACGUAUACGUCGGUUGACUUUCUUAACCGUCUAAUUGAAACACGGUUGAUCUCGGAGCAGGCCGAGGCCCCGGAUACUCUGAUGGACGAUAUCGACAUCAACACGGGAAUCAUCCCUAUUCGACAUUCCAGUCUCCCUGGGCAAGUGAAGCUACCUAAGAGAUACGAGAGGGUGUGCAGGGAGACAACUCUCAACGGCAGGACCCGGAAGAUCAGUCAGGCGCAUGUGCAGAAAGAAGGUUUGGGAGAUCGCCUGGAUGACCUCAUGCAAGCUAUGCUGUGGGUCAAGCAGGAGCUGAUCCUUCUUCGCCAACAUGACAUCCUGCUGAAGAGACAGUUCUUUAAUAUACAAGAUACCAUCCAUUCCCUUCAGAGACCGAAGACAGAAGAGCAAACAUCGAAUCAACACCAAUCUAAACAUCAUGUUCAUUUUCACGACAUGGACGAUUAUCUGUUGGAUAACUUUGUCGUUCGUCCAUCAUCUAGUGUGACCUUGUUAAACGACGUUGACGAGACCGAAGAAGAUGAUGACACAUUUAGACCUCGAACAUGUUCUAUGAGGACAUCGCGAGAUCUCGCAGCGUUGGCGAGAAGACGCGGGAGCAAAGAAUUGGUUUGACGAACAGUGAUAAUUAUGAGUUGUUUUCGGGGAGCAUGAACUAAUGUGACAUGGGUUACUAAAGCCAACAUAUGCUUCUACGACUGGACAUUCGGGAUGACAUAACUUUAUACAAGGCAAAACGCAGACUUUACCCCCACUGGUUCCUCAAUACGAUUCAUGCAACUUCAACGUGGCAGCUAGCCCUGAUGUGUUUGCCUUGGGUUGUUAUGUCGCUGUAAGUGAUCUCUGUACGACUGAAUGAAUCAGCACGUGGUCUGCAGGCUCGUCUGGGCUGCUACGGGAAA